Messenger RNA from Nothobranchius furzeri (turquoise killifish), 2353 nucleotides. Its product is annotated as tetraspanin-5. Lineage: Eukaryota; Metazoa; Chordata; Actinopteri; Cyprinodontiformes; Nothobranchiidae. Gene Ontology annotation, cellular component: plasma membrane. The record is from RefSeq and is a predicted model, not a curated record.
UUCCCGACGUAAUUCCGCUCAAGCUCCCUCUCCUGCCGAAGGAGCGCUAGGAGGUUUUGUGAUAGUUCACCAACAACAAAGGCUCCUGUUUUGUGUUCGGUUCGGUACCAGCACCGGCAGGAGCGGUUCCGUCAUGUCCCAGUAGCGGUUCGGAGGCCAACAGAACGGAAUGUGUUCCCGGAGCGCCGAAGCAGUUCCCCGCCAGCACAAAGCCCGUGAAGCAGCGGAGUAGGCCGUGUUUUCUUCUCCAGAACCGCCGAACAGAUGCUGCUCCAUCAUGUCAGGGAACCACUACAAAGGCCACGAAGUCAGCUGCUGCAUCAAAUACUUUAUCUUUGGAUUCAACAUCUUGUUCUGGCUGCUGGGAAUGGCCCUAGUUGGAAUUGGACUCUGGGCGUGGAGUGAAAAGGGAGUUCUGUCCAAUAUUUCAUCCAUCACAGAUCUGGGAGGUUUGGACCCUGUCUGGCUCUUCAUGGUGGUCGGAGGGGUUAUGUUCAUUUUGGGAUUUGCUGGAUGCAUUGGAGCGCUUCGGGAAAACACAUUUCUGCUGAAGUUUUUUUCUGUAUUCCUAGGAAUCAUCUUCUUCUUGGAGCUGACAACUGGAGUUCUGGCUUUUGUCUUCAAAGACUGGAUUAAAGAUCAGCUUAAUCUGUUCAUCAACAACAACAUCCGGGCCUACAGGGAUGACAUCGACCUGCAGAACCUUAUCGAUUUCACUCAGGAAUAUUGGGAGUGCUGCGGCGCGUUUGGAGCAGACGACUGGAAUCUCAACAUCUAUUUUAACUGCACUGAUGGAAACCCUAGUCGGGAGAAGUGUGGCGUUCCCUUCUCCUGCUGCACCAAGGACCCAGCGGAGGAUGUAAUUAACACUCAGUGUGGAUACGACGUCAGAGCCAAACUAGACUCUGAGCAGAAGGACUACAUCAACGUGAAAGGCUGCGUGCCUCAGUUUGAGAAGUGGCUGCAGGACAACCUCACCUUGGUGGCGGGGAUCUUCAUCGGAGUAGCGCUUCUGCAGAUUUUUGGAAUUUGUUUGGCGCAGAAUUUAGUGAGUGACAUCGAGGCGGUGAGGGACAGCUGUUUCUUCACCUAAUGCUGAGAGGAUUGCCCCCUGCUGGGAAGCUCCAUCUUCGAAGGCCUCUCGGGGAACAUCACCGAUCACCUUCAGUUCUACACUGAACCAGCAUCUUUUUAAGGCACUAAUGUUUGAAACGUUCUGUACAUAAACUCUCUGUGUGUGUGUGUGUGUGUGUGUGUGUGUGUGUGUGUGCGUGCGUGUGUGUGUGUGUGUGUGUACACCUGCAGACACCUUUUUAGCACUCCUGAAAUAUUUCACAGAAGACGAGCUGAUGAAGGUUUUUUUAACGUGCAAACGGAAAUUUAAAACUACUAAUAUGGCGGCUGGGUGUAAACCGCUACAUCCUCAGCACCACAGCUUCACGUAGCAACGUUCUUUAUAGCUGGUGUCUUAGGCAAGACGGUUAUAAAAUGUCAAGAAUGCAGCAACUUGGACUUCCUCCUCUGCUCCUUCAAGAGAUUAAUUUUUAUUUCCUGAAUCCUAAAAAUAACCGAAAGCACGACUAAGCAGGAAGUACACCCAGAGAACGUCGAGGACUUUAUUCUUCAUACAACAAGAACGCGACUCACACUGUCAGUUUAGGUCGGACUCGAACCAGUUCAGUUAUGAGUUUUACUUUUAGGAUGAGAUUUUACGAUUUUGGUACCCAUUUUCUAAUAAAACCCACCAGGAAACAUCCCAGCAGUACUUAGGUUCCACUUUUAAGAGUCUGAAGUUUGGAAAGUCAGCGGUUUUCGUCCCAUCUGUAUAAACGUGUAAAUACGAUGUGUUAAAGCCCCGUGGUCUCGCGUCGGGUGUAGAUCGGACCUUUUCCAACAGAAACGGGCCUUUCUGACAGCGAUUAAUAGUUUGUGCACUCGGAUGAAAAACCUGUACCCCUGAUUGUUUCACUCUGUGUUCUCAUGCAGAUGUCAUCACUUUACGCUCAGAUUUUCUAUGUUUGGAGGUGAAAUGUGUUUGUAGCAAAGAAUUCUGGGUAUUUUUUCAAGCAGUGGUCUUUGUGGUAAGGUGGGUUAACUUGUGAGGAAGUGUUACCUAAAGGGAUCAGCACUGUUUUGAUACUAAAUAUUGUUUUUUUUAACACAUUUAGUACCACAUAAGGUAACCUCUGGAGAUUGUAAACUGAACUAGAGGCGCUGUGCAGUCUUGCGUCUCACGCACCACUUCCUGUACAACCUUCACUGUAAAUACCACAACCGUCUGAUGUAACUACCUCCUCAUGUCCCCGUCUCAUGUCCUGCUCACGCUGAUUUUAAAGUAAAUGACUGGAAAAUA